This is a messenger RNA of Silurus meridionalis, 1443 nucleotides long. RefSeq lists its product as uncharacterized. Lineage: Eukaryota; Metazoa; Chordata; Actinopteri; Siluriformes; Siluridae. The record is from RefSeq and is a predicted model, not a curated record. The transcript is spliced from 10 exons. The coding region runs from base 220 to 1443 and encodes 407 amino acids.
UUCAAAGAGUCGACUCAGUUUACCGAAAGUGAAAGUGUUUCUCAGUCUCGACUCCAUUUUGAGGAGCAGUUAGAAAAACACAAAGAUCUUCACCAGCAGUCAGAAGCGGUGAGAUUCAUGUCCAACAACAAGCAGUGCUGAAGAAAAGUGGAAAUUUGAUUGAUUCCAGCAGAAGAGAUCUGCGUCUUCAGGACUCUGUGUCUACACAAGCAUUGAAAAAUGGAGAUUCCUGAUCAUGUGACCUCACCCUCAGACUGUGAACUACAGAGAGAGAGAUCACACUCACCAGUGCCCAGCUGUGUCUCCAUGAAAAGUGAUCAGUCUAUGGAUCCUCCUUUGAAAUUUAGCACUGGAAUCUCCUCACCUGUACACAGUGAACUACAGAGAGAGAGAUCACACUCAGCAGAACCCAGCUGUGUCUCCAUGAAGAGUGAUCAGUCUAUGGAUCCUCCUUUGAAAUUUAGCACUGGAAUCUCCUCACCUGUACACAGAAUACAACCAAUUGGACCAAUGCUACCCGGCAGUGUUUCCCUGAAGAAUAAUGUGUGUGUGGUGACUCCUUGGAACUUUGAAAGUGGAAACUUCUCAGCUGUACACAGUAAACUACAGAGUGAGAGACCACACCCACCAGAACCCAGCCGUGUCUCCAUGAAGAUUGAUGGGUCCAGGGUUACUCCUUGGAACUUUAGAGUGGGAAUCUCCUCACCUGUACACAGUAAACUACAGAGAGAGAAAUCACACUCACCAGAACCCAGCUGUGUCUCCAUGAAGAGGAAUGUGUCUAUGGUGUCUCCAUGGAACUUUAGCACUGGAAUCUCCUCAACUGUACACAGUGUUCUACAGAAGGCAGGAGACAGAAGAGAGAAGAACAUCAUCACAGCUACAGGACACGACCCAGAAUCCACUGCUGCAGAUGAAUUCCAGAAGUUCAAGUCCAAUCUGAUGAAGAAGUUUCAGUGUUUGAAUGGAUUGAUGCUAAAGCAGGAAAACCGAACACUCCUGAAUGAGAUCUACACAGAGCUCUACAUCACAGAGGGAGACAGUGGAGACGUCAAUAAAGAACAUGAGGUGAAACAGAUCGAGGCAGCAUCCAGGAGGAACCCAACUGAGGACACACCAAUCAAAUGCAGUGACAUCUUUAAACCCCUACCUGAACAAGAUGAAUUCAUCAGGAGAGUUCUGACAAAACCCUUAUCUGAACAAGAUGAAGAACCCAUCAGGAACGUUCUGCCAAAGCUUUUAUCUGAACAAGAUGAAGAACCCAUCAGGAGAGUUCUGACAAAGGGAGUAGCUGGAAGUGGAAAAACAGUCUCUGUGCAGAAGUUUGUUCUGGACUGGGCUGAAGGGAAAACAAAUCAGGACGUCCACCUCAUAUUCCCACUUCCUUUCAGAGAGCUGAAUUUGAUGAAGGAGCAGAAACUGAGUCUGUAUCAGAUGCGGUGA